Syngnathus acus (greater pipefish) is the source of this 1106-nucleotide messenger RNA. It is a transcript of the gene glrx3, whose product is annotated as glutaredoxin 3. Lineage: Eukaryota; Metazoa; Chordata; Actinopteri; Syngnathiformes; Syngnathidae. The record is from RefSeq and is a predicted model, not a curated record. Bases 41 to 1012 code for a protein of 323 amino acids. The transcript has a single exon.
GUUGCAGUUACAGAAUACCGGAAGCGGUGCUAGCAGCAACAUGGCGAACUUCGUGGAGGCGAAAACUCAAGCGGAGUUUGAGUCUAUCCUGGUCAAAGAUGGCUCUCGAUUCGCGGUGGUUCACUUCCAAGCGUCAUGGGCUCCCCAGUGCGGCCAGAUGAACGAAGUGUUGACCGAGCUGGCCAAGCAAUAUACUAAAGCAGCAUUCGUCAAGCUGGACGCUGAAGCGGUGCCUGAGGUGUCGGAGAAGUACGCCAUCGCAUCCGUCCCCACGUUUGUCCUCUUUAAGGGCGGCGUGCAAGUGGACCGGAUGGACGGGGCCCACGCUCCGGAGCUCACAAAGAAGGUCCAGCGCCUGGUAGCGAGCGGGGACUCGGAGCCCGAACGAGGCCCGGCUGACCUAAACGAGCGGUUGAAGAAGCUGAUCAACGCGGCGCCUUGCAUGCUGUUCAUCAAGGGCACCGCCCAGGAGCCCCGUUGCGGCUUCAGCCGGCAGAUGGUGGCCCUCCUCAACGAGAGAAACAUCAAGUUCAGCACCUUCGACAUCCUCUCCGACGAAGAAGUGCGCCAGGGUCUGAAAACCUACUCCAACUGGCCAACCUACCCGCAGUUGUAUGUCAAAGGCGAUCUGGUGGGCGGCCUGGACAUCGCCAAGGAGCUGGCCGAGUCCGGCGAGCUGGAGAGCGUCUGCCCAAAGGCUGUCACCCUUGAGGAUCGACUCAAGGAGGCCAUCAACCGGAGCCCAGUGAUGUUGUUCAUGAAGGGCAGCAAGGAGGCGGCGCGUUGCGGCUUCAGCCGGCAGAUCCUGGAGAUCCUGAAUGGCGCCGGAGUGGACUACAACACGUUCAACAUCCUGGAUGACGAAGAAGUCCGCCAGGGGCUCAAGACUUACUCCAACUGGCCCACCUUCCCACAGUUGUACGUGAAGGGCGACCUCAUCGGAGGUCUGGACAUUGUCAAGGAGCUUCAGGAGAGUGGCGAGCUGCUAACCGUUCUCAAGGGGGACUCUUAAGACACGGGUGUCAAACUCGAGGAUCACAUUCAGCCUGCUAGAACAAACCACAAACAUCUUCCUCAUGUUUGUUUGUAAAAUCUGUACCAAAAUU